UCACCGCCCAAGCUCCCCAUCGAGACAGCUGGACCAACCCCCCAGUCCCACCUUUGCUAUCUCCCCCAUCGUUGCCUUUUCCACUCUGAAUUUCACUCGUGGAGGAUCAGAUUCGCCAUGGCUGAUUUUAUUGACCCCCGGAUGUCCUCCAUCAAGCCGCGGAUGCGCUACAAUACCAUCGGAGGCAUCAACGGACCGCUGGUUAUCCUGGACAAUAUCAAGUUCCCCCGAUACAACGAGAUCGUUUCGUUGACCCUUCCGGAUGGCACAGAGCGCAGUGGUCAAGUGCUGGAAGCCAGAGGAAGCCGAGCUGUUGUGCAGGUGUUUGAAGGCACUUCAGGUAUCGAUGUCAAGAAGGUAGCUCAGACUAGAGUCGAGUUCAGUGGCCACAGCUUAAAGCUCGGCGUUUCCGAGGACAUGUUGGGCCGAACAUUCGACGGCUCGGGACGAGCUAUCGACAAGGGUCCCAAGGUGUUGGCGGAGGAUUACUUGGAUAUCAACGGCCAGCCUAUCAACCCCUACUCGCGAGUGUACCCCGAGGAAAUAAUUUCGACUGGUAUCUCCGCUAUCGAUACGAUGAACUCUAUUGCCCGUGGACAGAAGAUCCCUAUCUUCUCGGCCGCUGGUCUGCCACACAACGAGAUCGCAGCAAGCAUAUGCAGGCAAGCUAGUCUGGCCAAACCCACGAAGGAUGUCCACGAUGGCCACGAGGAGAACUUCUCUAUCGUCUUCGCCGCCAUGGGUGUUAACAUGGAAACUGCACGUUUCUUUAAGCGCGACUUUGAGGAGAACGGCAGUAUGGAGCGUGUCACUCUGUUCCUGAACUUGGCAAACGACCCUACUAUUGAGCGUAUUAUCACUCCUCGUCUUGCCCUGACCACCGCCGAAUACUACGCCUACCAACUCGAGAAGCACGUCCUGGUUAUCAUGACUGACUUAUCAGCCUACUGUGAUGCCCUGCGUGAAGUUUCCGCUGCCAGAGAAGAAGUCCCCGGUCGUCGUGGUUACCCCGGUUACAUGUACACCGAUUUGUCCACCCUCUACGAGCGUGCCGGCCGGGUCGAGGGACGGAAUGGUUCUAUUACACAAAUCCCAAUUCUAACCAUGCCUAACGAUGAUAUUACGCAUCCUAUUCCUGAUCUGACCGGGUAUAUUACGGAAGGACAGAUCUUUAUUGAUCGUCAGCUCGACAAUCGUGGAAUCUACCCGCCGAUCAAUGUCCUACCCUCUCUCUCUCGUCUGAUGAAAUCCGCCAUUGGAGAGGGCCGCACACGUAAGGAUCACUCAGAUGUGUCUAACCAGCUGUACGCAAAGUACGCUAUUGGUCGUGACGCUGCCGCCAUGAAAGCAGUCGUCGGCGAAGAAGCCCUGUCCUCGGAAGAUAAGCUCUCCCUCGAAUUCCUUGAAAAAUUCGAGCGCACCUUCAUCAGCCAGUCUCCCUAUGAGUCACGCACCAUUGAGGAAUCCCUUGAUAUUGCCUGGAAUCUCCUCCGCAUCUACCCCAAGGAACUCCUCAACCGUGUUCCCAAGCGCACCCUGGACGAGUUCUACGCUCGUCACGCACGUAAGAUCCCCAACAAGGAUACCCGCGAUAACUCGCAUGAGAACCUGAUCGAUGCGUGA
Messenger RNA from Penicillium vulpinum, 1623 nucleotides. RefSeq names its product H(+)-transporting V1 sector ATPase subunit B. Gene Ontology annotation, cellular component: proton-transporting V-type ATPase, V1 domain. NCBI's taxonomy places the organism in Eukaryota, Fungi, Ascomycota, Eurotiomycetes, Eurotiales, Aspergillaceae. The record is from RefSeq and is a predicted model, not a curated record. Gene Ontology annotation, biological process: proton transmembrane transport; ATP metabolic process. Gene Ontology annotation, molecular function: ATP binding; proton-transporting ATPase activity, rotational mechanism. The annotation marks the transcript as partial. The transcript is spliced from 6 exons.